Molecule: messenger RNA, 1522 nt
Organism: Plectropomus leopardus (leopard coralgrouper)
Lineage: Eukaryota; Metazoa; Chordata; Actinopteri; Perciformes; Serranidae
Gene: scpep1
Product: serine carboxypeptidase 1
Biological process (GO): proteolysis
Molecular function (GO): serine-type carboxypeptidase activity
Source: RefSeq, a predicted model, not a curated record
UCAUGUGACUUGUGCAGAGAGGAGUCAGCCGAGCACAAAGCGACACUUCAGCAAUGGACAGGACCGGACCAACUUACACGGCGCUGGUUUUACUGGCUGCGGUUGUCACCGCUGGGCUUUGCACACCCCGGGCCGGUAAAGAAGCUUGGAACUAUGUGACGGUGAGGGACGGGGCCCACAUUUUCUGGUGGCUGUACUACGCUGACAGUCCGUCUGCUCAGUACCAGCAGCUUCCUCUGCUCAUGUGGCUGCAGGGUGGACCAGGAGGAUCAGGAAGUGGCUUUGGGAACUUUGAGGAGAUUGGACCUUUGAACAGGGACCUAGAGCCCAGAAAAAGCAGCUGGGUGCAGGCAGCAAGUGUGUUGUUUGUGGACAACCCUGUGGGCACUGGCUUCAGUUACAGUGACCGGCCGGACGGCUAUGCUACUAAUGUGGCCAUGGUGGCCUCCGACAUGCUGGUGCUGCUCCAACACUUCUUCACCGAGAGAGCAGAGUUCCAGGCCAUUCCCUUCUACAUCUUCUCUGAGUCUUACGGAGGGAAGAUGGCAGCAGCUAUCUCCUUGGAACUCACGAGGGCCAUAGCACAAGGGACAGUGAAAUGCAACUUUGCUGGUGUGGCACUUGGGGACUCGUGGAUUUCUCCGCUGGACUCUGUGAUGACCUGGGGACCGUACCUCUAUACCACCUCGCUGCUGGAUGAUUAUGGCCUGGCAGAUGUGAGCGGUGCAGCCGAGGCGGUGAAGCAGGCUGUGGAGCAGCAGCAGUUUGACAAGGCCACGGAGCUGUGGUCUGUGGCUGAGACGGUAGUGGAGCAGAACACCAAUGGAGUUAACUUCUACAACAUCCUGACCCAGGAGCCGGAUGAGAAAUGCCACUCUGCAGCAGGAGAGAACUUCAUCUCUCUGCAGACACGUCGCCAUAUUUGCCCGCUACACAGCCAGUCCCUGAGCGAGCUGAUGAAUGGACCAAUCAGGAAAAAAUUGGGCAUCAUCCCCCAGAACGUCACCUGGGGAGGCCAGGCAGAGGACGUGUUCAGCAACAUGGCAGGAGACUUCAUGAAGCCUGUGGUGGAUAUAGUGGACCAGUUGCUGACUGCUGGAGUCAACGUCACCGUCUACAAUGGACAGCUGGAUCUCAUAGUGGACACCAUGGGUCAGGAGCUGUGGGUGAAGAGGCUGAAGUGGGAGGGGCUACCUGAGUUUAAUAAGCUAAGGUGGACCCCCCUGGAUGACCCCUCCUCUUCAGGCAUAACUGGAGCUUUCUUCAAGACUUACAAGAAUUUUGCAUUCUAUUGGAUCCUUAAAGCUGGUCACAUGAUUCCAUCAGAUCAGGGACCAAUGGCCUUGCAGAUGAUGAAGAUGAUCACUCAGCAGGACUGAUUCAUCCACUGAUUCCAGCCCAAACAGCUCUGACAAUCACAAUGAUCACAUUAUCUCUUUAUAAACCACGCUAUGUUCAACUAAAUCAAGAAUCUCUGUUGCUUCCAGCCAUAACAACAUUAAAGACACUUGAUUUUUGUAAA